GAGCGGAGCCGCUGCCUCGGUUCAGCUCCGCUCCGGGGUUGUAUGCACCUGCCCGGGCUCCUGCUCGCCCUGGAGAAAGAAGAGAAGGGAGCUGCCCCUGCCAUGUGCUCGGUGAGCGAGGCCGGCAGCACGGACCCCUUGGUGACCCGCUUCAGGCAGGUGGAGGAGACGCUGGAGAAGCUGCACCGGGAAAACAGGAGCCUGAAGAACAAAGUGCCUCGGUACAACGCGCUCUGCACCCUGUACCACGAGUCGGCGCAGCAGGUGAAGCACCUGCAGCUGCAGCUGGCGGCCAAGGAGGCGGCGAUCCGGGAGCUGCGGGCCAGCCUGGCGCGGCAGCGGCCGCCGCCGGGCGGGGAUGCGGCGGCGGGCGCGGAGCCGGCGUGCUCGCUGGUGGAGAGCCUGCUGGAGCAGCUGGGCCAGGCCCGCCAGCAGCUGCGGGACAGCGAGCGCCUCUCGGCGCGGAGAGAGGAGGCGCUGAGCCAGGAAGUGCAGAAGUUGAAUCAGCAGCUAGAGGAGAAAAAUGGAGAGAUACAGCAGAUGAUAAAUCAGCCUCCAUAUGAAAAGGAAAGAGAAAUCUUACGGCUGCAGAAGACCUUGGCAGAGAAGGAGAAGGCUCAGGCCACCAGUGAUGUUUUGUGCCGUUCACUCACUGAUGAAACUCAUCAGCUUCAACGCAAAUUAGCGUCCACAGCAGAAAUGUGUCAACAUCUGGCAAAAUGUCUAGAAGAGAAGCAAAGAAAAGAGAAGGGCAAUUCAGAUGACCAGAUAGCUACAGAAAGAUCUAAUCAGCUUUUAGACAAUGAAACGUCACUUCAGGCUCUUAUCUGCAACCUGCAAGAGGAAAACAGGAUGUUAAAACAAAAAGUAGCUCACGUGGAAGAUUUGAAUGCCAAGUGGCAGAAGUACGACGCCAGCAGGGAUGAGUACGUGAAGCGCCUCCACCUGCAGCUGAAGGAGCUGAAGUCACAGCUGGAGCAGCACCACGGUGGAGCUCCAGCACCAAGGAAUUCCGACCUGAUGCACAAGGAGAUAUUCCGGUUAAACAAGCUACUGGAAGAGAAAAUGAAUGAGUGUGUAAAAACCAAGAGAGAACUGGAAGACAUGAAGAAGGCUAGUGAAGGAGACAAGGAGCGCAUACAGAUGCUGGAGCAACAGGUCCUGGUUUAUAAAGACGAUUUCACGUCUGAGAGAUCAGACAGAGAACGAGCACAGAGUAAAAUACAAGAACUUCAGGCAGAAGUUGCAUGUCUGCAACAUCAGCUAGCAAGAAGACAGGACUCAAGAGACACAAGCAGUCAUUUCAGAGUUCACGCUGGUAACCAAAAUCAUUUGUAUGUUCAGACGAAUGUUGAACAUCUACAAGGCAGCAGCCCAGGCCAGACAGGCACGAGAAGAACAAACUCACAGUCUGAACAAGCUUCUCCUCCUGGGGACAAUGGAAACUUGGGAUCUGAGGGCAGGGCACAGGGUGAACUCAGAUGCCCUCAUUGCAUGAGGUUUUUCAGUGAUGAACGCAGUGAAGAAUUCCUCAAGCAUGUUACUGAAUGUUGUCAGUGACCACAGGAUGUGAGGGGUGUAAGUCAAUCACUACUUUUAUAGACAUAAAACUUGCUUUAUACACAUCUCCUACAGUCCUAGAACAGAGUAAUUCAAAUGGAGACCUCUGGGGAAUUAGGAGGGUGAACAAGAUCUACCUCUUGCUUGAUUUUGACUUCUCUUGGACUGUGUGAAAGGCUUCAAGAGAAAGCAAAGUGUUUUUCUGAAGAAUUAUUUUUGACAGCUACAAGGAAGGCAAGUGUGCUGGAGAUUCUACUACAAGCUAAAUUGAAACCUAUGGUGGUAGUUUAGUUUCAGAGUGCAGCUUGACUUCAUUUGGGUCUAAUUCUCUACCACACUCUGAUGGCUUGUGAAAAAAAAAUACUGAACUUGAAAUUUUCCUCCUCUUCCAAAAAAUGUAGGCUGAAGAACAGGAAAGAAAUAUUUGGGAAGAAGACAGAAAAAAUCUUACUGUGCUUUAUCUGGAUUAAAAGUGAAAGUAUUUUCUUGACUCUUGAGGCUGAACUUUCAAAUAUCUCAUCUGAAAAUCCUUCUGUUUAACUGAAAUCAGAAGAAGUGAAGAAAACAUACAAGGGCUGGUUACUGACUAAAACUAGCCUGCCUUUUUUGCACAGAAAUAAGGUACAGGGAUAUUUAUAUUGUCUGUGCCCUAAGUAUCUAUCUUACACAUUUGUAAAUGUAUAUUUGUGUAAUUAUUGAUUGUAUUCCUAUUUGACCUAAGGGUUAUUUUUAUAAUAAAAGUGAUUGCGUAUUUGCUUUACUACAUUAGUAAAGGGGUAAAAAAAAUAUCUUCUGGUGUAAGUAUUUAAAUGUGAAGUAGUAACUAUACUAAGGGCUAAUUAAAUGUCAUGGUUUCAGAUAUGAGUUAUUUCAUUACUUUAGUGAUAACCAGCUUCUCAGACUAUUUUCAAAUAUGUUGAAAAAAAGUUACUCCUCAUCUCUGAGUGGAAGGAUUGACCUUUCAGAGGCACAGGAACGUAUUUAACCCCCUACCCUGCCACACACAUGUCACUAUGUCAAUGCUAACUUAAAUUUCUUCUUAUCCUGUCUGCACUGAAGAGAGCUUCAGUUGCAGGGGACUGUUUUGAGAAGGAGUAUCAGCAAUUCAAGGGUACAAAUAUUAGAGUGCCACAGGUUUUUGCAGCCUUUGCUCCAGGUGUUUCUCACUGUGUCAAAGCAAGAGUUAAGGAUGGGAUAGAAAGUAAAGGCCUAGUGCAACCAUGAUACUUCAUAAUUAAAGAAAACUUAUUUUGUGUAACAACACUCCUGUCUUCUGCUUUGUUUCAUUCCCUGUUCCACACUUCAAGAGGAAUGUGGAUUUUUUUUUUUUGAUAUUUCCUUUUCAGGAUCCUGUUGUAGCCCCAAAGGAAGGUGAUGGUUUGUGUCACUCCUGUCCUAGGUGGGAUAUUACCAAAAGCAAUGCCUGGGCCAUUGCAUCCAUCAAUGGUUACUAUUAAUCUAAUCUACCAUGACUGCAAUCCUGUGAUUCACUACCAGCUUUUUCUUCCCAACAAACAUGCAUAAACAUACAGAAAGUGUUAUUUUUUUCUAUUUUUUUUUUUAGUGAUCAUUUUUUACAUUGCCUUUUAAGGUCUUAGAGAUCAGAUUCAGCUCAGAGAAUAUAAGCUGAGAAACAUGAUUAAACUUCCUGUGGCAUAAACUAAUCUUACUUUUUUGACUGUUCUCAUUAGACAAGCCUGGUUUACAGUUUCAGUGUAUAUCAAUAUGAUAAUGCCAGUGAUUGACAGAGCAAAACAGGGACUUGAUUUUUGUACCAAUUCACACCAGAAAACACUUAGGAAAACAAAUACAACAGUAAAGUAAGCUAGGUCUUGACAGUACCUUUUUUUAAUUGCAUUGAGAUGAUGACUGCUUUAACAUAUAUUAGAAGCUGAAGUCUGCUGUAGGUUUCCAUUUAUGUUAAUCCCUGUGGAUAUAGUUUCCAUUUAUGUAUAUCUCUGCAGGACAGACUGACCUACAAUAAGAAAUAAUAAUUUCUAAUAAGAAAUUAGAUGCAGGAAUUAGAUAGGAGAAUAUACAGUACACAAAAAUGAAUAGUGCCUUUUCGUGUGAAUUUAAAUUCUGUGAAUUAGACCCUAGUCAAAGCAGAGGUUAGUUUCACACUAAUCCUGGGAAAAAAGAGCACUUCAGUGCUGGGAAACUGGAUAUAUCUCCAGUAAGGACAACACUGAACCAACAAACAAAACCAGGUGCAGCUACAGAUCAAGCACAGACAGCUACCACAUAAAGCAAUAAGUGCAAUAAAUGAGGACUGGCAUUUGACUACCUGUGGCAUAAAUCUAGGACAGAUCCGCUGGUUUUCUGUACAAAAAUGCCUCCCUUCACAGCUGUUUGUCUUUACUUCUACUCAGAGGUUGUGUUUGUUUGUUUUGGUUUUUGUUUGUUUGUGGUUUUGUUUUGUUUUUCCCAGCUGGUAAAAAACAUGACUGUUUCUUGCUCUGGCUUAACUCAGAAAUGUUACACUAUGAAGAACUACCACUGUCUCACAUGCAAAUGUUUGUUUCAGAUGAUGGGCCAUAAACGAUUGCUCCUGAGAAAA
This is a messenger RNA of Prinia subflava (tawny-flanked prinia), 4120 nucleotides long. RefSeq names its product TNFAIP3 interacting protein 2 (gene TNIP2). Gene Ontology annotation, molecular function: K63-linked polyubiquitin modification-dependent protein binding. The transcript is spliced from 6 exons. Bases 43 to 1560 code for a protein of 505 amino acids. The record is from RefSeq and is a predicted model, not a curated record. Gene Ontology annotation, biological process: positive regulation of canonical NF-kappaB signal transduction; cellular response to lipopolysaccharide; toll-like receptor 2 signaling pathway. Lineage: Eukaryota; Metazoa; Chordata; Aves; Passeriformes; Cisticolidae.